AUGGAUUUCCCUUGGAUAUCGGAUGUCUCUGGCAAUCGGAAACAUGCCGGUUAUCUGUCAAAGACAACCGGGCCAUCUGUAGUUGGGAGAGAUUUUGACACUUCAUCAUCAUCAUCAGCAGCAACAGUAGCACCUCAUCAUCAACCAUCCUCCUCUUCUUCUUCAUCGUCUUCUUCUACAACCACACCUACAACAGCGUCAACAGCAGCAGCAGCAACAACACGUCGUCCACGAGCUGGCACUAUGCCAUCCUCUGUUUUCUCGUACACACCCAUGACCACCAUGCCACUUUCUUUACCACCCCUUCAUGGCAAUCCAUCGACGACUCGGCAUAGGUCUGGAUCGGUGACUUUGGCGUUUGAAAGGAAUAACGGAAAUGGCGCCGGGGUAGGUGGCACGACAGCUACUACUACAACAGUGAGCGGCGGCGGAACCGAUCUGCUGGUAGAUGGGUCAUCGUCAUCAUCCUCCUCCUCCUCUAUGGCACCAACAACAGCCAUGAAUUAUGAUAUACAACAACCCCAUCAUCAAGCGGAUAGCACAAUAGCCAGCACAUUAGCAUCAUUGGGUUUGGAUGACGAUCAACCUUCUUCCUUUACUGGUAACAAUGGCACAAGAGGAGAGGAUGACAUUAGCAACAACAAUAGCCGUACCAGAAGCAGAGGAUAUAGCACAUUACCAGCAUUGUCAAUCACACCUGAAUCAUCGAAUCAUCAUCAUCAUCCUUCAGUGAUGGCAGCAUCAUCGUCAGCGGGUCGUACUCGUGCUUACACUAUCGGUCCAGAGCGUCCAAAUAUCAGCAGGUUAUUAGCCCCGACAGCCACCACCACCAACAAUGCCACAACUAUGCGUUUUGAUCCUUUUGAAAAUGAUGCUGCAUCAUCAUCACCUUUUGCACAACCUCCACUACCUCCACCAUUGGCAUCAUUCCAAAAGCCAACCAACCAACAUCAUCAAUCCUUGGUGGCGAAUCGACCUCGUGCAGUGAGUCUUGGUGUAGCCAACCAUCAUGGACCACCCUCAACACAUGAACUUUUAUCGCUUGGUGGACGCCCGUAUCACCACAAUACAAGUACAACAUCGACUGCGGGAUCUCCUUUACGCAGCUCUCGCAGCAGUACCAAUUUGAUGAUGAUGAUGAUGACAGCUGACCAGAACGAAGAACAGUUGAAUGAGCAUAAUAGCAACUAUGGUGCUGGGACAAGCACGUGUUCAUCACCCUCAUCGGCUGCAGCUCAAAUCCCAUCACGCGCUCUCUGGUUAGGAAACAUUACUCCAUCCCUAAGUGUCGCAGAUCUGAUGCAGAUCUUUUCGUGCUAUGGUCACGUGGAAAGUGCUCGUAUCUUGUCCGACAAGGAAUGUGCCUUUGUCAACUUUAUCAAUGUUGAUGCUGCUGUGGCUGCCAAGAAUGAUCUUGAAACACGUCUCGAUAGCAAAUUACAAGGUGCCACGGUGCGUGUUGGUUAUGGCAAAGCCGAUGUCACUCAAGCCAUGGCGAAUACCACGGAGGCGGGUCCCAAUGCUCAAGGUCCCACACGCGCUCUUUGGGUAGGCAAUAUUCCUGCCAAUAUGAAUCCAAGCAUUUUGCAAGCCAUUUUUCAAUCCUUUGGUCCCAUCGAAUCGGUGCGUGUCCUGUCACACAAAAAUUGCGGAUUUGUCAACUUUGAGCAACAACAGGAUGCUGUGCUUGCUCGUAAGGCAUUGCAGAACAAGGAGAUUCUAGGCCCUGGUACAGGUGCUGUAAGGAUUGGAUUUGCAAAGGUACCUGAAGAAGGUGAUAUCAAACCUGGCAACAACAACAACAACAAUGCAACAGCCGCUGCAACGUCGUCGCUUGGUAACAACAACAAUGGUGCUGCUGCUGCUUUGGCCCCCAUCACGUCGCCUGAUACCUACCAAGCUACUCAAUGGGCAGCUGCCAUGAUGAUGUCCAGCAUGAUGAAGGGUCAACAUCAUCCAUUAUUAGCACAACAACAACAACAACAACAUCAACAACAACCCGUCACCAGCUUGUAUGCUGCUAUCAAAACUGAACGUCGCUUUAUUAUGCAACAACUCGACUCUACCUUGGAUCUAGCUGAAGAUGGUGAAACCACCUUGCCAAUGACGUACCUGUCAUCCAUUCCCCUUGUUCCUGAACUUGGUGCUGAUCGAAAGCUCGAGCCAUUGCGCUUGCGAGAUAUGAGAAAACGCCUGGAUAAUGGUAACAUGACAAUGCUUGAUAUUGAAGCCAUGGUCUUUGAAUGUAUGGAUGAGAUUGUCGAAUUAUGCAAUGACUACAUUGGCAACACUGUUAUCCAAAAGCUCUAUGAAUAUGGCAACGAGCAGACCAAACUCAUGAUGCUUGAACGCAUUGCCCCUUAUCUUGCAUCGAUUGGUGUUCACAAGAAUGGUACAUGGGCAGCACAAAAGAUCAUUGAUCAUUCCAACACGCCACCUUUGAUCAAGCUGAUUUCGAUCCAUAUUGCACCCUACGUGCCCUUGUUAUUGCUUGACCAAUACGGCAAUUACGUUGUGCAAGGAUGUCUUCGCAAGAGCAAGGGGAUUACUGCAGCUGGUGAUGAUGACGAGAUUAGCAGUGAUUACAUUAUCGAUGCCAUUGCAGACAAGUGCUGGGAGAUUGGACAAGGACGAUUUGGAGCACGUGCUGUGCGAGCUAUUUUGGAGACAACAUCUAUUAUUACACAUGAACAGCAAUGCUAUGUAGCAGCAGCCAUUAUCCAGAAUGCGGUGCUAUUGACAACCAAUGCGAAUGGUGUUUUGUUACUUGUUUGGCUAUUGGAUACAUCGGAAUUGCCAGGUCGUUACAGCGCCUUAUGCCCUCGCUUAUUGCCUUAUCUGGGCAAAUUAUGCACGCACAAGCUGGGUGCAAUGACCAUUCUCAAAAUUCUCAACCAACGUCAUGACGCUGAUGCUCGUCAAGUAUUGCUCAAUGCCAUUUUCCACGAUGCCAAUUUGCUUGGUGAUGUUUUGCGUGAUCAAGUCCAUGGUCUAGGUCUUGUGCAAAAGGUACUUGCUAUGCCUGAUUUGGAUCGUCGCGAAGCUAUUGUGAGACGUGUGAGAGAUGCCUUGAUGGAUCGUGCCCAUGUACAAACAUACAAGCGUCUUUUGGAUGAAUUGGACAACUCAUUGCAACAACAACAAGAUGCAACUCAAUCACCAUCACAACCCUCUCAACAGCAGCAGGAACAGGAUAAUCAACAACAACAAACACCUGAGGCUUCGGUGAAUGGUGAUGGAGGAGAGGAUGUUCAUGCAUGGGCCAAAAAUCCACAGGCGGUUGCCAUGAUGGCCAACAUGUAUGCAGCUGCCAUGGCAACGGCUGCCACCAACUUGCAACAAGAGCAACCACAGCAGCAGCCAUCAUCUUCAUCAUCAUCCAAUGUGCCCAAUAUGCCGGAUCUCUCACAAUUUGACCAGCUCAUCAAGGCCCUGUUGCGAAACAACAAUGAGGCAUAA
Lichtheimia ornata is the source of this 3459-nucleotide messenger RNA. RefSeq lists its product as uncharacterized. The record is from RefSeq and is a predicted model, not a curated record. Gene Ontology annotation, molecular function: RNA binding. The transcript has 7 exons. NCBI's taxonomy places the organism in Eukaryota, Fungi, Mucoromycota, Mucoromycetes, Mucorales, Lichtheimiaceae. The coding region runs from base 1 to 3459 and encodes 1152 amino acids.